Molecule: messenger RNA, 1036 nt
Organism: Danio rerio (zebrafish)
Lineage: Eukaryota; Metazoa; Chordata; Actinopteri; Cypriniformes; Danionidae
Gene: mgst1.1
Product: microsomal glutathione S-transferase 1.1
Cellular component (GO): membrane; endoplasmic reticulum membrane; mitochondrial outer membrane
Molecular function (GO): glutathione transferase activity
Source: RefSeq, marked provisional
ACGCGUUAGUUCAGGAGUGAAAAGCUGUGAAAGCAAAGCAGAGAGGCGACAAAAGGUUUAAACUAAGAUGGCAGAAGUUGUGCACAUGAUCGACAGUGAGGUCUUUCUGGCCUUCUCCACAUACGCAACCAUAGUCAUCCUCAAAAUGAUGCUCAUGAGCCUCAUGACCUCUUACCUGCGAUUGACAAAACAGGUCUUCUCCAACUUGGAGGACACCGCCAUGGCAAUAGCAGAAGACAAGAAAAAACUGGUUAGGACUGAUCCAGAUGUGGAAAGAGUGCGACGAUGCCAUCUGAAUGACCUGGAAAGCAUCGUUCCUUUUGUGGUGAUCGGUCUUCUGUAUGCACUGACGGGGCCGGUUCUCUCCACUGCUCUUUUGCACUUCCGGGUGUUUGUAGUGUCCCGAUUCAUCCAUACAGUCGCGUACAUAAUGGCUCUUCCGCAACCUACCAGAGGUGUAGCCUUUGGCGUAGGGCUGCUUACAACUUUAUCUAUGGCCUACAGGGUGCUCACUACUGCUCUUUUUCUUUAAUGAAUAACACUCGUUCAUAUACAGCUCAAGUCAGAAUUAUUCCCCCCCCCCCUGUUUAUUUUUCCCCCCAAUUUCUGUUUAACAGAGAGAAGACUUUUUUUCAGCACAUUUCUAAACAUAAUAGUUUUAAUAACUCAUCUCUAAUAACUGAUUUAUUUUAUAUUUGCCAUGAUGACAGUAAAUAAUAUUUUACUAGAUAAAGACUCUUCCAUACAGCUUAAAGUGACGUUUAAAGGUUUAACCAGGUUAAUUGGGUCAACUAGGCAGGUUAGAGUGAUUAGGCAAGUUAUUGUGUAACGAUAGUUUGUUUAGGCAAUAAAUAAAGUAGCUUAAAGGGGCUUAACAAUUUUGACCUUAAAAUGGUUUUUAAAAAUUUAAAUCUGCUUCUAUUCUAGCUGGAAUAAAACCAAUAAGACUUUCUCCAGAAGAAAAGAUAUUAUCUGAAAAUUUCCUUUCUCUGUUAAACACCAUUUGGCAAAAAAAAAAAAAAAAAAAAAAAAAAAA